Bipolaris sorokiniana ND90Pr is the source of this 737-nucleotide messenger RNA. RefSeq lists its product as uncharacterized. NCBI's taxonomy places the organism in Eukaryota, Fungi, Ascomycota, Dothideomycetes, Pleosporales, Pleosporaceae. Bases 162 to 569 code for a protein of 135 amino acids. The transcript has 2 exons. The record is from RefSeq and is a predicted model, not a curated record. Gene Ontology annotation, molecular function: protein binding.
AUCGCUAGUACAGGGCCGCCAGAGAAGCUCCUGGUGAUUGGGAAACACGCAUCCACCUUCACCACAAAUGCCGUACUUGUCAGAGUAAGAGUCGGUCGCAUUCCAUACACUGGCAUGCCAGUAUCGCUUGCCAUUUACGGUAUUAACCAGACCUGUUCCCUAUGGUACUUGUUUGCGGCUUGGCCCGUCAACUGCUCUGCCUCAAGCGCACAGAUAUCGACCAGGCGCACGAGCUUCCCUGUGCCCGACCAAAGCGCAACUCUCUGAACCCUCACCACUUCAACAUCGACAACUUCCAGCCCACGGCCAAGGUCACGCUGGCCCCACUCAUGCCACCCAAGCGCAAGACGACAGAUGACGGCACAGCCACGGGUCACUCCGAGAAGAAGACGAGGGCUGUCAGGAAAGGCAAAAGUACUGUAUCUAGCAACGAUCUAGUAUACAGCUCCCAGCAAAAGGCUGCCAUUCAGCAAUUCAUGAAUUUCACCCAGCUCGACCGAAACUCAGCCAUAAGGGCGCUGAAGAGCUAUGGCUGGGACGCGCAGAGCGCCGUAAACGCGUAUGUAUAACUCUCUUUUGCUUUUUUCCACCACCCCAUGCAUGGUUGUUGUGAACCACCUAUACGCAUGAGCACAACAUAGUACACAUGCAGCUAUGACCGAAAUGUGAAUCGGACCACCCUGCAUUUGUCGGUUCAAAGUGGCAACAGACCUAAAGAGAGGUGGCACAACCGCCAA